Thlaspi arvense is the source of this 2121-nucleotide messenger RNA. Lineage: Eukaryota; Viridiplantae; Streptophyta; Magnoliopsida; Brassicales; Brassicaceae. The record is from the annotation of a GenBank genome assembly.
AUGGAACUGCGGAAUGCGAAGAGAGAUGAGAAUGAGGAAACCCUUGAGGCCUCGGUUGUUGAGCAUGAGAAAACCCUUGAGGCCUCGGUAGUUGAGAAUGAUAAAGAUUCCGGGAAGGAUGGGGAAGGAGAAGCUGAAAAGGAUGGGAAUGAGGUUGGAGAAACCUCUUCUGGUGAUGCUAAACCGGAGGAGGCAGCCUCACUUGUAGAGGAAAAAAAACCAGAGAAUGGGACUGUUGAAGAACCCUGGGUUCUUGCUUCUGUUGAGGCAAGUUCUUCUGGAGUGCUUAAGCCAAUGGGAUUAGUGGCGAAGAAGAAAAUUGUUAAGAAAGUAAAGAAGCUAGUGAAAAGGAAGGUUAUGAAAGGCACUGCUGUUCAGGUGGCUGGUGAAGAGAAUGUCACUAUAGAACAAAGUGCAGAACCUUCUCUUGGCGAAAGCGAAAAGGAAACAAAGAAGGUUGUAGAGUCUGUUUCAGAUUCCCCUCAAUGUUAUUCGGGAAAAGAAAAAGAUUCAGAAACUUCCCUUGGAGAAGCUCCUGCAGAUGAUGAUGACAAAGUCUCUGGAGCCGAACCUUCUGGUGAAAAAACACUAGAAAAGGUGAAGGGAAAGGCUAACGUUCUGAAGAGAUUACUAAAGGGGAAAAAUGUCAAAGGGACACUUGCUCAGGGGAUGGGUAAAGAGAGUGUAGCUUCUCAAGGAGGAAACGUGAUGGAAGCUGAGGGUUCUGUGGAAGCCCCUGAAAAAGCUUUGUCAGUGCAGAAGAAACUAACAGGAAAACUGAGGGAGAAUAACAACUCGUUAGCUGUAACCGAGCAAAGCAAUGGCGUUGAGAAAUCGAUUUUGGUGGAGGUGAAUGCUAUUGAAGGAGGCCAACAAAACAUAACUGGCUUGGGUGAGGAAAAGAAACGCAAAAGAAAGAGAGGGAAAAAACAGGUUUUAAGUGCAAACAAAAAACCAAGGAAAGAAGUAGUUGCCACUGCUGAUGGAACACAGCAAGGAGUUGAAGAAAAGAUUGCUGGAUUGAUAUUUAUGUGCAACGCGAAAACUAGACCGGAUUGUUUUCGGUUUAGUGUAAUGGGUGUACAAGAGAAAAGAAAGGAUUAUGUCAUGAGUAUUAAGCCUGGUAUUAAGCUUUUUCUCUAUGACUACGAACUUAAACUCCUAUAUGGAGUUUUCCAAGCAUCCUCUGCGGGUGGGAUAAAACUUGAGCGCAAUGCUUUUGGUGGAUCCUUUCCCGCUCAGGUGCGUUUCAAGGUUGUUAAUGAUUGCUUACCGGUUCCUGAGAGCCAAUUCAAGAAAGCAAUAAAGGAGAACUACAAUAACAAAAACAAGUUCAAAACAGAAUUGACUCGUAAUCAGGUAUUCAAGCUUACAAAGCUUUUCCGGCAAGCUUCUUCUCUCCCUGCUCAACUAACCCACACUCUGCCUAACCCGGUUCCCCGUAAUGUUGACCGGAAAAGAUCCGACAGAGACCACCGUUAUACUCCUUCUGGCAGCAGCAGAACUCACCUUACCCUCGCUCAUCGCAAUGCUUCACCGCCUCCGCGCAGAGAAGAACCACCGCGUGAUUUAUUCAUCACGGAAAGAGAGUACCGAACAUACGGCUUAAGAAGACCAGAAACAAGCCAGCAUUACCCAGUUCCGCCGUCUGAUUCUUCUCACCGAGUUCCGCCCCUUGAUUCUUCUUACAGAGUUCCUUUGGAUUCCUACCAUGAGCGUCUUUCGAGACUAGAGGAGAUGGAGAGGCAUGACCGUAGUAGAGAAGUCCGUUUUCUUCCUUUACCGGAGAGAGACUACCGUCCGUAUGACCACCAUCUGAGUUCAAGAAGGGAAAUACUGGCUCGAAGCUCGCCGGAGCCAGUGGUUACUCUGGAUUCAUACAGGAGAGAUCCGUACAGAUACGAGUACCACCGUUCGCCUGAAAGACAACUACCAAGGACAUACCUGGCUCCUUCGGGAAGAGCAGACGAUGAUCUGUAUUCGCGGUAUGUUACGCCGGAUUCAUUGGCUGAGUACUACCGAUCAUCAUCAUCUCGUAGAUACCCUGAAUCUGAGCUUCUUCCUUCAUCAGUGACAUCCCGGUAUGCUUAUUCAGGGUCUUUGCCUUAUUCUCACCGCUGA